AUGCAUGCUGGGAGGGAGCCACUUGCUGCAGGGGCUGGAGGUGGGGUGCAGCCAGGCUUUGCUGGGGAUGACUUCCUUCUCAGCACACUGGAGACUUUCAAUUCCAGCAAAAGCAGCCCAGGACAAGGCCGAACUGCAGAGGGGGAGACAGCAAAGGAGCAGUCAUUCCUGAGCAAGAGCUGCCUCUACCCUCUCCGGAAAUACCUGGAAGCUGGGGCAGGGUUCCGGCCUGAGACAGCAGUGAUAGAGCCCCCCAGGCCUAAGCAGCUCCCCUCUGGAUGCUCUGUGGGCUCCUGGCCUCCGUGGUGGUUCCUGUGGGAGCGGCAGGCACCUUCCUCUGGAAGAAGUGGAAGCAGGGCAGGAUGGCAGGUGCACAGAGGGAAAUCUAUAUUCCUAUGUCAAACUACAAUCAGAUGCCGGACUCCUCAAUUUGAGGUAAGGAUGUCUGGUUGUCCAUUUUGCAGGGCACCAGAGAGCUGGGGUCAUUUGUCUAGCAGGGGUGCGGGGUUACAGGGAGCAGUAGGAGACUGUGAGAUUAAGGAGGAUAAUCUCCCAACCUGGGCCAAACCUAAACCCUUCUCCCCUGGGUCCUGGUCCUCUCCAUUCUUUCCCUUCUUCUGCCUUCAGAUUGACAGGACCUGGAAGUCAGAUGUGACCUGCGCACCGCUGUGGAGCAAGCUUCCUGGGCCCCAUGGAGCCCUUUGGCCGGCCCUCCCAACCAGAAGGCGGCGUGCUCAGGCCCUGUGAGGACCCGGGCAAGGCCAACGUUGCACGUCUUGGCAGCCCAGCCAGCUAGCCAUGCCUGGGGGGCGGGGGCCAGGCGGACAGUGACCUCACCUGCCCUCCGUGGUUGUCAGGCAUGCUUUGCAAGCUGUCACUAGCACUUUUCUCUGUGAAGGCCGUGAUGUUGCACUAUAAUAAAGGUGUGUAUGGUGA
Messenger RNA from Condylura cristata (star-nosed mole), 936 nucleotides. RefSeq lists its product as uncharacterized. The record is from RefSeq and is a predicted model, not a curated record. The coding region runs from base 1 to 747 and encodes 248 amino acids. NCBI's taxonomy places the organism in Eukaryota, Metazoa, Chordata, Mammalia, Eulipotyphla, Talpidae. The transcript is spliced from 5 exons.